AAGUAACAGAUCAUCUUUAGAUUUACAUAACCUUCGAAAAAUAAACAUACUUAUGAUUCUUUAUUUAAUUCUCUUUCACAAGAGUAUCGCCUCGGUGCUCGCUCUCUUCCUCCCCGCCCUCUCUUUGUUGCCUGUUGCUUGCUUAUUCUAGGGUUUCACCACCUUUUAUUUCAUUGUUCCUCUCAAUUCCCAUGCACGCAAAAAUUUUCUUUCAUUCUAGGGUUUUAUAGGGAUUAUUGGAUGGUUUGUUAGAUAAUUGUUGAAGGCUCUGAGAAUAGAGAAAACCAAAGAUGGCAUCUUCACAUAAAGAACUGGAACAACAGCUCGUCGAAGCUGGAAACAAGCUUCUUCAGCCCAUUUCUUCGGUUGACGAUGAACUCCUUUUGUUACUCGACCGAGUGGAGUCUUGCCUGUCUAGAGUGGAGCAAUCACCAGCCAUAUCCAUGCAUGGUGCACUUUCUCCGCUAAUGAAGGCAUUGGUAGCAGAUGAACUCCUAAGGCAUUCGGACGUUGAUGUGAAGGUCGCUGUUGCUUCUUGUGUAUCUGAAAUAACUAGAAUUUCUGCUCCAGACGCUCCAUACGAUGAUGACAAAAUGAAGGAUGUCUUUCAAUUAAUUGUUUCAUCCUUUGAGAAUUUUCAUGACGAGUGCAGCAGAUCAUAUAGUAGAAGGGCCUUGGUCCUUGAGACUGUGGCCAAGGUCAGGUCAUGUGUCAUCAUGCUUGAUCUAGAAUGUGAUAGGCUCAUAACAGAGAUGUUUCAGCAUUUCCUUAAAGAGAUAAGAGAUUUUCAUUCGGAGGCUAUAUUCACAUAUAUGGCCACGAUAAUGACUGUUGUGUUGGAAGAAAGUGAAGAAGUAACUAUGGAACUGCUUACCCCGCUGCUGGCUACUGUAAAAAAGCACAGCAAGGAGGUGACGCCCAUUGCUAAGAAGUUGGUGAAGACAGUAUUUGCAAAUUGUGCACCCAAGCUCAAACCUUACCUGGCACAAGCAGUUGAAUCAUUAGACCUUUCUUUGGAUGAGUACAGCAAAUCCCUGACCUCUGUGUUGGAAGGGACUCAUAUAGCUGUUGAGCUUGGCAAUGACAUUUCCUUAAGAAACCAAUUGAUGGCUGAGAGUGUCAGAGAAGAGGCAUGCUCUGAUGAUGUUGACCAUGCUGUUAAUAAAUCUUCAAAGUCCAUCACAAGUAAUGGUGUUAGUGAAAGAAACAGGGAAUCUGCUGCUCAAACAGAUUCGUUGAUUAAGGUCGAGAAUCAUGAUAGUGGGGAUCUGCAAGAUGCUGCUGCUAAGAUGACAUCCAAGUCUGAUUCUGAUGAUUCAAUGGUUGAGAAGUCAAUGCAAUCGGAGUCUAGGUCAGCACAAGCUGCUAAGGAAAGUGCAAAGAAGGCAAACUCUUUAAUAAACUCAGCUGAAUCUUCUUUUCAAGCUCCUGGCGACAAUGAAAAAGAAGCCGAGGAGCUUCCAGAAUGCAGGAAAAAUCAAAAUAGCGAUUCUGAAAGUUCCACUUCUGAUGACCCAGCUUGUGAGGGAUUCAACUCUUUGGAGAAGAAAAUAGAAGCUAACCUUCAGCAUUAUACGCCAAAAGAAUCUGAGGGAGAAGCUAUAAAUGUAGCUCCGAUAUCUCCAAGUCAGAGCGUUGCUGACGAGUGUGUCCGAAAAAAGGCUGGUCGUGGUCGGCCAAAGAAGAAAAAAAGCUCGAAUAAAAAACAGUGUGUGUCUAAGGAGGUAUCUGAAGGUACAAAACACUUAGAAGCAAAGCAGGUCAGUCGCCCUUCCGAGGAAGCCCCUUUAGAGCCUUCUCACGAGGAAAAAGAAGAUGGCUCCUCCAGUGACGCGGAGGCAAUAACGCCGAAGCAGUUGGGUAAGAAGAAUGAACCGAGGGUUAAGAGUCAGAGUCAGAGCCAGGAUGACCCCUCUACGAAAAAGGACGAUGGCAAAAAGCGUGCUCCUGCAAAAGCUAGGCUGGAGAGCAUACCUUCACCGGAUUCUCCUGAUAAGCCUGCUAAAGAUGAAGGUAACCAAGAGGAAACCACAAAGAGUGCAAAGAGAAAACGGUCGUCUGGUAAGGACAGGGCAACAGAGGAUGUGCAAUAUGAUGAAAGCCUGGUUGGUUUAAAAGUUAAAGUUUGGUGGCCAUAUGAUCGAUCAUUCUAUGAAGGUGUUAUUAGUGCCUUUGAUUCUGGCAAAAGAAAGCACACUGUUUCAUAUGAUGAUGGAGAAACAGAAGUAUUAAAUCUCAGAAAGGAACGGUGGGAAUUCAUUCAAGGAGAUGAAGUGUCAGAAGAGGAUCAAAUUGCAAGUCCAGAUGUGUCAUCAGUAGUGCAAAAGAAAAAAGGUAGAACAAUUGCUGAAUCAUCAGCGAAGCAUGUCAAAGUGGAGGCUUCACCUAAUAGUAAUCUCAAAGGCAAGUCCACCAAAUCUAAACUUAAAUCCAGGAGUGAAGGCAAAUCUGAUAGGAGAAAUGAGGAUGAUGAGCCUGGCAGUAAAUCGAAGGCUCAACCUCGAAAGAGCACUGGUAAAUCUGUUGACGACACUGAAAAGGUAUCUGGCAAAUCUAAUAUUGGUAGUAGUACACCUAAAUCCAAGUCUGAGCAAGAACCCUCAUCAAAGACUGCCACCAAGUCCAAAGGUAAAACUCCUCAAAGUGGCAACAAGCCUAAUGUUAAUGGCACGGGCAAGGCAAAAUCAAGUUCCUCAAAGGUGAAAGAAAUGCCGGACCGAAAAGAAAAGUUAACUGAUCCAGUGAAAACACCUGAAAGCACAAAGGAUAAAUUAUCUGUUGCAUCAAAGGAACAAGUGAGUGAGACAAAAAGUGGAAAAAAGCGAGGCAGAGGGAAAAGGUGAAUAUAUGUGAUGCGUCUUUAGGGGAGCUAUUCUGUCUUUGCCUACAGUAUGGUUGGUCUUGGGGGACUUGUUGCACAGCUCAUUGAAGGGAGAGUAAUGAGUAUGCAUGCCUUGCAUGUUAAUUGUUCUGUGAUGACAGUUCAGGAUCAUGGCUUUGCAAAUAUUGUAGUAGCUUUAUAAUUCUUUUGGUCUCCGAGUAUCCCGAGGGUAGUUUUUCUCCGAGUAUCCCGAGGGUAGUUUUUCUCUCAAUUUCACUGUAGUAGUAGAUUGAAGUUACAUUAUUACUUUCUCGUUUCUGGUUAGUAGUUGUUUUUGGUAGCUUCUUCACCCCCCCACCCCCCCCCCCCCA
Nicotiana tabacum (common tobacco) is the source of this 3192-nucleotide messenger RNA. Its product is annotated as sister chromatid cohesion protein PDS5 homolog C. Gene Ontology annotation, cellular component: chromatin; nucleus. The record is from RefSeq and is a predicted model, not a curated record. Gene Ontology annotation, biological process: mitotic sister chromatid cohesion; DNA repair. Lineage: Eukaryota; Viridiplantae; Streptophyta; Magnoliopsida; Solanales; Solanaceae.